Messenger RNA from Diospyros lotus (date-plum), 1718 nucleotides. RefSeq names its product protein trichome birefringence-like 34. The transcript is spliced from 5 exons. The record is from RefSeq and is a predicted model, not a curated record. Gene Ontology annotation, molecular function: O-acetyltransferase activity. Gene Ontology annotation, cellular component: Golgi apparatus. Bases 177 to 1487 code for a protein of 436 amino acids. NCBI's taxonomy places the organism in Eukaryota, Viridiplantae, Streptophyta, Magnoliopsida, Ericales, Ebenaceae.
ACUGGUCAACCAAUUUGAAUGAAUUCAUUGUGUGUGUGUGUGUGUGUGUGUGUGAGAGAGAGAGAGAGAGAGAGAGAGAGUUCAUAAGAAGGGAAGGGAAGAGAAGCCGGGAGGGCGCAACACAUAAAACCAAAGGGCAGAGAACACAGAGAGAGAGACAGAGAGAGAGGGAAUCAAUGGCAAAGAGAAGAAAAAUGGCCCGCGCAGGUUCUCGCCUGAUCAGAUGGACGUCUCAGAGCCUUUUCAUAGCUCUCGGCGCUGUCCUCGUAACCCUCGCCGUUUAUCACCACCCCACAGGUUGCCCCGCAACGGUUGUGGACCAUCGGACGACGAACAAGAGCCACAAUGUGGCUCCUGUCUCAUCGCCGGCAAUGCCGCCGCCGCCUCCUCUGCCGUCGCCUCCGCCUCCGCCUCCUCCGCCGCCGCCGCCGUCGCCAGCCUGCGAUUUGUUUUCUGGCCACUGGGUUUUCGAUAAUCUUUCCUACCCUCUGUAUAAAGACCGAGAGUGCCGCUUCAUGUAUGAUGAUUUGGCUUGCGAGAAGUAUGGCCGGAAGGACUUGAGCUAUCAGCAUUGGAGGUGGCAGCCCCAUGGCUGUGAUCUCCCAAGGUUUAAUGCCAAAGCGCUGCUGGAGAGGCUGAGGGGGAAGAGGCUGGUGUUCGUUGGGGAUUCCAUAAACAGAAACCAAUGGGUCUCAAUGAUAUGUCUCCUCGAGUCGUCAAUUCCUCGACCAUUCAAAUACAGGAAAUCGAAUUCCUCUUUGUACACUUUCAAGGCCACUGAAUACAAUGUGUCGAUCGACUUCUACUGGUCUCCAUUGCUAGUGGAAUCAAACGCUGAUAACCCAUCAAAUCAUUCUUUCUGGGACCAAAUUGUCAGAAUUAAAUCCAUUAAAAAGCAUGCUAGGCAUUGGGGUGAUGCUGAUAUACUUGUAUUCAACUCCUAUCUCUGGUGGAGAACCCCAAAAUUGAAGCUCUUGAAAGGAUCAUUUGAAAGCCCUAAUAAAGCCUACAAGGCAGUCGACGCCUUCAGGUGCUACAAGAUGGCUCUGAAGACUUUGUCAAACUGGUUGGACAUCAACGUCAACCGUUCCAAAGUGCAACUGUUUUACGUUAGCAUGUCAGCCACUCACCAUCAGGCCGAACAAUGGGGCAUGCAGAGACAUCAGACUUGCUUAAAUGAAACUAAUCCAAUAUCGAUCCAGGGGUUUCGAGGGAAACAUGGAUCAGACCCUAGAAUGAUGCGUGCAGUAGAAGCCAUGGUUUCCAAAUUGCAAGAAAAGGGUUUGAAGAUGCAAAUGCUGAAUAUAACACAACUUUCAGAGUACCGGAAAGACGGCCAUCCAUCAAUUUACAGGAAGCUAUGGCGCCCUUUAACUAAGAAGCAGUUAUCGGACCCCAGAAACUAUGCAGAUUGUACCCAUUGGUGCCUUCCCGGGGUCCCAGAUGUAUGGAAUGAGCUUCUCCAAUCAUACAUUCUUCAGAACUGAAUUCAUUUGAUUUUAGUAUAUAAGAUUAUAUUGUGUGUAUGCAGAAGGUUUGGAAUUAGGUCAAGUGUUUUUUAAGUCAUUCGUAAUUAUUAGUUGUAGUAGCCUCAUCUGGCUGUUGUGUUCAAUUUAGCAGAUUAUGGAUUUAUUUUUUGGUGGUUCAAUGGAAGUUUCACCAUUGUCUUGAUUAUAUAUUGAACGGAACUUCAACCAUUAAUUUCAAAUUCAAGUCUU